Molecule: messenger RNA, 2193 nt
Organism: Nomascus leucogenys (northern white-cheeked gibbon)
Lineage: Eukaryota; Metazoa; Chordata; Mammalia; Primates; Hylobatidae
Gene: TMEM190
Product: transmembrane protein 190
Biological process (GO): hematopoietic progenitor cell differentiation
Cellular component (GO): inner acrosomal membrane
Source: RefSeq, a predicted model, not a curated record
CCUCCCAAAGUGCUGGGGUUAUAGGCGUGAGCCACCGCGCCCGGCCCUAUCACUUUCCCUGCUAAACAUUCCCUAGACCGCAGGCCUGAGAUGAAAAGCCUUUCUCAAGACCCCUGGACCAGGAGACCCAUGGAUUAGGCUCCGGCCCCCUGUCUCAUCCCCCUCCCAGGUCUCCUUGUUGCCCUGGGGACCUUCCCCAACAAUGGGGCUCAGUGAGGCCUCUGUGUCUCACAGCUCCCCUUCUCCUGGUUGCUAAGGCGAAAGACUCCCUAGCAACGGGGUUUCCUGAGCCUUCGGGCCACCCGAAUCCACCUUCUCAGGUAUCAGUUUCCUAAGGAAAGGAAUUCCCUAGCAAGGCCUCCCUGUUCCCCACCCCUCAGGGCGCCCCGGGUGAUAUGGAGACACACCCCAGACUCCCACGCCCUUCCAGACUUCUCUUUCCUGCCAUAAGUUGCCAAGGAGGCUCUUCUAAACCUGAGACGCCCCCACUCUUCCACCAGGUCCCUAAAGAAUCAACACCCUAGACCAGGCACGGCCAGUCUGGUGGGAAGUCCCCCCACCUCCCUUCGUCCCCGUUACUGUGGGGACUCCCUAGCAACAGAACUCAGAAUCCUGGGGCCUUGUGGGCAGGUGGGUGGGGCUGGUUGCUGAGGGGAUGUCCUGUGAGGCCUCUUCCCACAGUGGCCCCAGGGGUCUGGGGAGGCGACAUGUUGGGCUCUGGGAUCCCAGCACUGGGCCUGCUCCUAUUGCUGCAGGGCUGGGCAGACGGAAGUGGAAUCCAGGGAUUCUUCUACCCAUGGAGCUGUGAGGGUGACAUAUGGGACCGGGAGAGCUGUGGGGGCCAGGCGGCCAUCGAUAGCCCCAACCUCUGCCUGCGCCUCCGGUGCUGCUACCGCGAUGGGGUCUGCUACCACCAGCGUCCAGACGAAAACAUGCGGAGGAAGCACAUGUACGCGCUGGUCUGGACGUGCAGCACCCUCCUCCUCCUGAGCUGCAGCAUCUGCUUGUUCUGGUGGGCCAAGCGCCGGGACGUGCUGCAUAUGCCCGGUUUCCUGGCGGGUCCGUGUGACAUGUCCAAGUCCGUCUCGCUGCUCUCCAAGCACCGAGGGACCAAAAAGACGCCGUCCGUGGGCAGCAUGCCAGUCACCCUGUCCAAAGAGUCCAAGGAUGUGGAGGGGAGCACUGAGGGGGAAGGGACGGAGGAGGGUGAGGAGACUGAGGGUGAGGAAGAGGAGGAUUAGGGGAGUCCCCAGGGGAAUGCUCAAUACAGAUAUGGUGGACAGAUGCAUGUUCUCUUCUCUGAGAGGCGUGGGGAGCAGGGGGCACGGUGCACACAGAGGCUGGGGUAACAGGUGGGGGCUGGAGGGGGCUUGGGGAUGGAGGCUUAGGGGGCCCCUGGAGGAGGCUUAGGGUGUGAGCUGAGAGGGACCCUGGAAUGAGAGAGAUCUGGGAGGUAAGUGGGGAGGAUCUGAGCUGAGGGGGUUCUGUGCUCAUGGGGGUGUCCUGGGCUGUGAUCAUGGGGGCCCUGGACUGAGGGGAUAGAGGUGUACGAGUGCUGGAGUGCGAGUCUGAAAUGAGGGAGUUGAGGGUAUGUGGGGGUGGCGGGGUCUGAGGGGUGCCUGGACUGGGCGGGGAGAGGGACAUGCCACAGAUGUGGAAACGUGCCCCUCAGUCUCCUACAUGGAGUGCCAGUGACUGACGGUGCCCCCCGCCCCCACCCCAGAUGCACCUAGAUGACCAUGAGCUGCUCUCCACCAAUAACUGAGCAUGGCGAGGCAAGGGGUGGGGGUUCCGGGUACAGGCGCCUUCUUGAAGGGCAGGGGCUUCCCUCAUGGACUGUGACUUCAGCUCCCAGCUCCCCAGGGCCCAGUGGCAAUUUUCUUGGAGGUGCGCUGCAGUCUAAGACUAGUCCUACCCAUGCCUCCCUCCCUCUCCCUGCACCAAGCUACCCUUCAAAAGUGUUUCCCCAAUACAUAGCUUGCAAGUCCAGUUUGCCUCCGUGUCUGCUUCUCAGAGAACCCAAACUCACACAGGGAUGUCGGGGAGAGUGGAGGGGUCUGGGCUGAGAUCCUUAUCCCCUACCCCCUCCCUGGUCCCCUAGGAGAAGGGGCCAGCAUAAGGCUAGGCUCCUAUAUCCCCAGGGCUCCCGGUCUCCCCAGGGCAGGGGCAGCCUCACCUCAGGUGUGGCCAGGC